CCAAAUGUCAACGUAAACGAAACAUUUAAACGUCACCUCAUCUCCAAUUUUAUUAUUUUUUUAAUAAUAAUCUUUAAAAAAUGGGGUUUUCAUUAUGGAAUUUAUACGAGGCGACCAUUCUAUGUUUAAACGCCGUUUGCAUUUUACACGAAGAUCGAUUUUUAGCUAAAAUUGGGUGGAGCUCAAAAAGUUUAUCCGUCCCCGGAUACGGCGAUCAACCUUCAAUGAAAGCUCAAAUAUUAAAUUUAGUGCAUUCCAUUCGAACGGUAGUAAGAAUUCCGUUAAUAUUUUUCAAUGUGAUUACAAUCCUACUGGAAUUCGUCUUUUAAAUUAAACGUUAAUUAAGUGUUUUUUUUUUUUGUAGAUAAAAAUAAAUGUUUCAUUUUUGUAUCAAAAAAAUUUGUUUUUGAUAAAUUUGACCUAGUCAAGACUUUAUAUUCGUAGGUGGAUCAAUUAAAAGGUUAAUUCAUUGAGCCAAGUCCAGUUAAGUUAACAUCAUGAAGUGAAUUCAAAAGUAAAUUAUUCUAUUUGCGUUUUUGUCAUGUUUACGCCCCCUUUUUUCAAACAUGUGAUUUUCUUCAUUCAAAUUGAGAUUUAGUUAUAAAACCACAUACAAUUUAAUAGUAAUAUUGCUAGUGUUAGUUCUAGUUAUGAUUGUAUGUAACAACAUAGCGCUGAAUAACUAUUUAGAACUAACUCUAGAACUAGAAACGUUCGGGUUCAGCCGUCUUAAGAGACGCAGAGCUAAACCACAAAGGUUUCUAAUUAUGAUUAUACAGGCUGUUUCUGUAAGUUGUGGCAUAAAUUUAAACACAAAUGCGGAAAAGUGAC
This is a messenger RNA of Onthophagus taurus, 831 nucleotides long. Its product is annotated as immediate early response 3-interacting protein 1. Lineage: Eukaryota; Metazoa; Arthropoda; Insecta; Coleoptera; Scarabaeidae. The record is from RefSeq and is a predicted model, not a curated record. Gene Ontology annotation, biological process: endoplasmic reticulum to Golgi vesicle-mediated transport. Gene Ontology annotation, cellular component: Golgi membrane; endoplasmic reticulum membrane; COPII-coated ER to Golgi transport vesicle.